UUGGUGUUUUACGCUGGAAAGCAAAGAUCUUUGCUCUAAGAUCUUUGCUGGAAAGGAGGAGGAAGCGGAAAUAAAUCAGUCAGCUUUCUUGAAGCUGACAUCAAUACAGCAACUUCCGAUACUUGCAUUUGCCAUCGUUGGUUACAUUCAAAGCCGAAAACGUUAGAUUGUGUGGAAACAAAACACACACUGAAGGCCAAGGAAAGAAGGCAAGGGCAAGUCGUCGGCCAUUACUGAACAUCCAAGAUUAAAUAUUAUCUUUUGAUUUCUUUGAACAUUAUCAAUUACUGGAUUUCAGGAAUCUGCUAUUGCAGUUUUCAGUAAUAUGUGGCUGCAUGUUACUCAUCUCUUCCAAAACAUUGGGAGGAAUUGCACUCUACAAAUAAAUAAUUGGGUGAAAACUAAAAUGGGUUUUGCCAGGUACCACUUUAUGUUCCACAGCAGAAGCCUGGUUCUGACGCCAUGUGCAAGAAUUGAAGAAAAAAAUGUUAGCCCUGAUAAAAUAGAUUUAGAUAUUUGGAAGACGAUCAUGAAAGAAAAUGCAACUGAAACUCCUGACCCACUCUCCUCUGAAGACUCUGGAGACUCAUUCCUUGCUGCCACAAGAGAGCUAGUUCAAAUGUGGCAACUAGCUGGAAAGACAGUACCAGAGAACAUAACUGACGAACAGCUAAGAACAGUUCAAGAACUGGCUACUAAAUCUGCAAAGAAAAAGUUUCUUAAAUACUUGGCAAUCAAAGAGGGUAAAAAGAAAGCCAGAAAAGAAAAACAAAAAUUAAAGCAAGAAACAGCAAAUAUUUUGCAGAAAGAAGUUAAAAAUGAGGAAAGAGUCGAGUUAAAGAACACUUUUCUUUUACAAAUCUGGCAAAGGACUUUUGAUGUAAUGUACAGUUGGCGGACAGCUCAGUCGAUGGUGUUUGGCCAGUCACUGGUAUUUGAUAUGAGUUAUGAAAACUACAUGAACCGUCGAGAAAUGGAAAAUACUGUCUCGCAAUUAUUGGAAUGUGAAGGGUGCAACAGGAGAUCCUUGGACCCAUUUCACUUGCAUUUCUGUAACCUUGACUUACAUGGAGGCUAUUAUAAGGAGCUUUUGAAACGUUACGGAGAUGCUUGGGAUAACCUCUUAAUAACAGCAACGGAUAAGUCGUAUAUUGACAUUUUUCCCAAAGACAAGCUUGUGUAUUUAACUGCAGAUUCACCUUUUGUAUUGAACACAUUUCAGCAUGAUAAAGUCUACAUCAUUGGAUCCCUCGUUGAUAAGUCUCUUCAGACAGGACUGUCUCAUGCAAAUGCAAAGCGUUUGAAGUUGGCAACUGCACGUCUUCCUUUGGAUGAGUAUUUGAAGUGGAACUGUGGUGCAAAGAAUCUUACACUGAACCAAAUGAUCAACAUUUUGUUGACUGUGAAAGAAACAGGGAGCUGGCAAGAGGCCCUCAAAUAUGUUCCAACAAGGAAACAUGACGGAUUAUUAUCAGUUCCACCAGAACAGAGAUACUGGAGCAGAAUGAGAAAACAGAGGAAUAACUUUGAAGCAGAAAAGAGAGCCAGGUGGCAAAAGUCCACUUAAAAAUUCAAAUUAAAGUGCAGAAAUCGUUUCAAGUAGUCAUAAAAUAAAACAAUGGUGGAUAGAUGCAGAUGAAAGAUUCAGAAAAUAUUUUAAGUACUGAUUCAGUAACAAUAAAUAUUUGUUGUUACUUUGAUUUUUAUGUUGAAUUGCUAUAUUAAAUGAUAUAAAUAUAACAAUUAGCACAUUAGCCCCUUCAGUGUUCUGAUUAUAAAUCUUAAUUGUAAUGGAAAACAAAACAAUUCAUAUUACACACCCCUCUUCUUGAUGGAUCAAUGAGUUAAUUAGUAAAUAAUUGAAAAUUUCAGUUUUAUCUUUUGAUCAGUGAGCAUUAACUGAUGGUGCGACAGAGGUUCACCUGCACCUCCUCCAACCUCAUCUAUUGCAUCCGCUGCUCUAAUUGUCAACUGCUCUGCAUCGGUGAGACCAAGCGCAGGCUUGACGAUUGCUUCACCCAACAUCUCCGCACAGUUCGCAUUAACGAACCCGAUCUCCCGGUAGCUCAGCACUUCAACUCCCCCGCCCAUUCCGUAUCUGACCUUUCUGUGCUGGAGCUCCUCCAUGGCCAGAGUGAGUCCCACCGGAAAUUGGAGGAGCAGCACCUCAUAUUUCACUUGGGUAAUUUACCCCCCAGAAGUAUGAACAUUGCCUUCUCCAAUUUCAGGUAGUCCUUGAUUUCUCCCUCCUUCCCCUCCCCUUCCCAGCUCUCCCACAGCCCACUGUAUCCGCCUCUUCCUUUUUCUUCCCCCCCCCACAUCAGUCUGAACAAGGGUCUCGAACCGAACUGUCACCUAUUUCGCUUCAAAGAUGCUGCCUCACCCGCUGAGUUUCUUCAGCAUUUUUGUCUACCUUUGAUUUUUCCAGCAUCUGCAGUUCUUUCUUCAACAAUCAAUCAGUAUCAUGUUUUUUACCUUGCAACUCUUGCUGUUAAUGAAGAUAGGAUCAGGCUAGCUACAAUUGCCAAUUAUUCCAGUUGGCAUCCCAGUAAGGGUAGUAUUUGUUUGGUGUGGGAAUAAUUUGAAACGUGACCAUAGUGUCAAAUGUUUCAGAGGAGAAAAAACGAUUCCAGAAAAGUUAUUGGUGGAUAAAAUAACACGGCUUUUUUAAAUUGCAGUGAGUAAAUAUUCUCCAAAAUAGUUAAGGAAGGAGCAGGGAAGAAACGUCCUUAACGUCCUUCUAAAUGAAGAACACUAACAUAAGGCUUUUCAUUGUUGAUUGCUGCUCAAUGAUCACUAUUAAAAUUGCUUCAGUGUGAUCAUCAG
This is a messenger RNA of Leucoraja erinaceus (little skate), 2826 nucleotides long. RefSeq names its product tRNA methyltransferase 10 homolog C-like. Gene Ontology annotation, biological process: positive regulation of mitochondrial translation; mitochondrial tRNA 5'-end processing. Gene Ontology annotation, molecular function: tRNA binding. The record is from RefSeq and is a predicted model, not a curated record. The coding region runs from base 326 to 1567 and encodes 413 amino acids. Lineage: Eukaryota; Metazoa; Chordata; Chondrichthyes; Rajiformes; Rajidae. The transcript has 2 exons. Gene Ontology annotation, cellular component: mitochondrion; nucleoplasm; nucleus.